AUGGCACCCCAAGGUCCUAUCACGACACCUCUGACGACCCUGCUGGGCAUUCAGCACCCUGUGGUGCUCGCCGGCAUGGCCCGCACAUCGGGUGGUGCUCUCGCGGCUGCUGUAUCCAACGCUGGCGGCCUGGGUGUUAUUGGUGGGUUUCAGUAUACGCCCGAUCAACUACGGGAGAUUAUUGCCGAAAUGAAAGCGGCCUUCAAACAUCCCAACCUGCCGUUCGGAGUCGACUUGGCGUUGCCCCAGGUUGGCGGCAACGCGCGCAAGACGAACCACGACUACACGCAUGGCAAGCUGGAGGAGCUCAUUGACAUCACCAUCGACAGUGGGGCUGUGUUAUUUGUCAGCGCAGUGGGCGUGCCUCCCAAGCACAUUAUUGACAAGCUGCACAAGGCCGGUAUCUUGGUCAUGAACAUGGUCGGACACCCCAAGCACGCCGUCAAGGCUUUCGAGCUGGGCGUUGACAUGGUCUGCCCCCAGGGCGGCGAGGGUGGCGGGCACACGGGCAACAUUGCCAACUCGGUCCUCAUCCCGGCCGUCGUCGACGUCGCACGUCAGUACAAGCCUCGCAUGCUCAAGGGGUCAACCGCUCUCGUCGUGGCGGCUGGAGGUAUCUCCAACGGGCGUGGGUUGGCCAGCUCGCUCAUGCAGGGGGCGGUGGGCGUCUGGGUAGGCACUCGCUUUGUGGCGUCCGUGGAGGCCGGGUGCAGCGAGGAGCACAAGCGCGAGGUCGUCAGCUGCGGCUUCGACGAGACAGACCGGACACUGGUGCUCAGCGGACGUCCCUUGAGGAUGAAGGUCAACGAGUACAUCAGGGACUGGCACUCGAGGCCGCAGGAAAUUCAGGCGCUGUGUGACAAAGGCAUCACGCCCAUUGAGUAUGACAUUGAUGAGGGCAAGGAUAUUGAUCUGCCUCACCUGAUGGGCCAGGUCGCGGGCUCCAUUGCCAAGAUACAACCUGCGGGUGAGAUUGUCAAGGAAAUGGUCAACGAGGCAGCAGAGAUGCUGCAAUUGGGUGGUACGUACCUCAACGCGAGGAGUAGGUUGUGA
Emericellopsis cladophorae is the source of this 1053-nucleotide messenger RNA. RefSeq names its product nitronate monooxygenase-like protein. Gene Ontology annotation, molecular function: nitronate monooxygenase activity. The transcript has a single exon. NCBI's taxonomy places the organism in Eukaryota, Fungi, Ascomycota, Sordariomycetes, Hypocreales, Bionectriaceae. The coding region runs from base 1 to 1053 and encodes 350 amino acids. The record is from RefSeq and is a predicted model, not a curated record.